Molecule: messenger RNA, 786 nt
Organism: Dipodomys ordii (Ord's kangaroo rat)
Lineage: Eukaryota; Metazoa; Chordata; Mammalia; Rodentia; Heteromyidae
Gene: Lhfpl7
Product: transmembrane protein 211
Exons: 3
Coding region: 1-603 (200 amino acids)
Cellular component (GO): membrane
Source: RefSeq, a predicted model, not a curated record
AUGGUGGGCGGCGUGAGGGCAGCGCUGGGCCUGUCCCUCACCUGCGUCUCGGCUCUCAGCCUGCUCUCGCCUGCCUGGUUCCAGACGCCCGCCUUCUCCUUUGGCAUCCUCACCUACUGCUCCUGGCCCCCAGGGGACAGCCGAAACCAGAGCUGCUCGGCCUUCAGGUCCCUAGACGACAUUCCUGGCUUUGCCUGGAAGGUCUCAGUCGUGCUGCUUCUGGGCGGCUGGCUCCUGCUAGGCUGCAGUGCUGCCCUCCUCCUGUCCUGGGCCCUGGCCCCCAAAGGGCUGUGUCCAAGAAGCGGCACCGGCCCAAUGCCGGGGAUCCAGGCAGCGUCAGCUGCCAUCACCAUCGCAGGCCUACUGGUUUUCCCAGCCGCCCUGGCCUCCCCGUUUGCCAAAGAAGCCUGCGGUGUCUCCUCAGUGCAGCAUGGCGGGAGGUGCCGGCUGGGCUGGGGCUACGGGACCGCCAUGCUCAACGCGGUCCUGACCAGCCUCCUGCCUCUCAUUGGGUGCCCCCCCAAAACCAAGGCCCAGGGACGGCCUGUGGUCUUCUCCAGCGACACCCAGAGAAUCAUCAUCGUGCCAGAAAUGAGCAAAUAGAGCCCCCAAGGAAGAGCAGACAGCGUCCACCCUCCAGCCACAUGAAAUCCCCACAUAUUCAGGUUCAAACCCCACCUCUGCUGCUUCCAUGCUGUGUGACCUCGAGUCGCACGCUUCACCUCUCUGGAGCCAUUGCUUGCUUGUGUGGAGAUCCUGCCCAUUUCAUGAGACCGAGACGCACGA